AUGGCCGAAGUUGAAGCCAUCCCGCCAGUCCCUUCCGAGACCGUGCUCGACAAUGGAAGUGAUAUAGAACCCGAGAAUGUACCUCUACCUCGCAGUUCAAUGGUCUCAGUGCGACUGUCAGAUAUACCCUUUGAUCCCGAUCUCGACAUCAUCGCUGAACCAGACAUCUCUCAAGAGGCCUCGCAGCCUCGCAGCGGUCCGCCCUCAUCUCGCACCAGUCGAUCCUCUUCCCAUACUUCCGAAAGCUCAAUUUCGCUAAAUUCCGUUAACUGGGAGGGACUUGAAAAAUCGGAGGAACAGGAACAGAGGGACGAAGCCACGGAUGAGUCGACGACGUUGUUGCUGGCGCGUUUGGAGAAGGAGAAUGCAGCAUUAGCCACCAAUCCUAAAGCCGGCAUCACAACGCCUUCGCGCCCGCGCAAAAACACCCGCCCUCCUUCGGUACAGCAGCUCAAACGAAUGGUCGAUGGUCCCCAGCGCCAAUCUUUGAGAUAUUCGCUACUUCCUGCUCCUCCCAUGACAGAAUUGGAAUUCUGGGCAGCGUUGGUUCAAGAUUAUACUCAAACAGCCCAACGACUACCUACUCUGACAUCCAACAAGAUUCGAGGAGGUGUACCACCACCGCUACGUGGUGUUGUCUGGCCCAGUAUUGCUCAAGCUCACGAUGGAUUUCUACAUUCAGAAUAUCAGAGACUCUCCAAUGAGCCUUCGCCUUACGACGGAUUGAUUGGAAAAGAUGUGGGCAGAAGCUUUCCGAACGUGGACAUGUUUAGGGAGAAGGACGGCGAUGGCCAGAGAAUGCUCGGCAAAGUCUUGAAAGCUUUCUCUCUUUACGACAGCAAAAUCGGGUAUUGCCAGGGCCUUGGAUUCGUCGUUGGGCCACUCCUGAUGCACAUGAGCGAACCGGAAGCUUUUUGCAUCCUUGUUAGGUCUGAACACCGCUCCUUUUUUAUUGAGAAAGCUGACACCAAUUUCCAGCAACUUCUGAUUCGACACUUACCACAACUGGCGGCUCAUCUUGAGGAGUUAAAGGUCGAACCAUUAUAUGUGUCACAAUGGUUCCUGUCAUUUUUCGCCGUCACCUGCCCACUCCCUAUGCUUCUCCGAAUUUACGAUGUAAUAUUGUCCGAAGGAGCAACAGAAACGCUGAUGAGGGUUGCGUUGUCACUGAUGCAACGGAACCAGAAAAAGCUACUUGCCUCCACCGAGUUUGAGGACGCGAUGCAGUUUUUGCUGUCGAGAAGUCUCUGGGACACUUAUGCACAGCAUGCGGAUGAUCUGGUAUCGGACUUUGUGUCAUUGACUGGGUUGGUGAGCCGAGAGUCCCUUGACUCACUAGAGGCAAAUUUCAGGCACUCCCAGAAUUUAACGGCGGCACCCUCAUUGAAAGGUGCCGUGUCUUCGUUCUUGGGCAGAUUCUGGGCAGGCUCGUCCCACGCGCCAUCUAGAUCCCAGAAUCUGAGUCUUACAAUCCCAGGAAAUAACAAGUCGGUUCGAAAAUCGUCCUCAGGACAAAGUCUGACAUCGACCCUUAACUCGCUUGAGACAACCAACACAGACGUCAGUACACUUGCCACAGACAUCUCGGAAGAAACGCCGCCGAAAUCGACUGUAUCCGCUGCCACCAGCGUCCAUUCUGCAAUCGUACCUACUCCCGAUUCGAGCAAUCGCAAUCUCCAUAACCAGAUUGAAGAUUUGCUUACAGAACUUUCCAAAGUUCAACGGCAGCAUGUGGAACUUGCCCAAGAGCUUCAGAAAGAGCGAGAAGAACGUGAAGAAGAUCGGCAGAUUGCCCGGAAAUUGCUGGAGCGACUACAACGGCAGACAACCGAUAUCAGAGACUUGGUGGAUGUGGACAGCUCCGAGGCCACGGACGAAGAUAUGGACCUUGACACUCUCAUGGCUCAGGCUGAAUGUCAACUGUGUCGAGACGGCUCCAAGCGACUAUCUGUGUCGCAAUCCAAACACCAGCUCCGCAACGCAGUUUCAGAGCUGAAAGAGAAGCAUGAUGCCGAGGUAACGAGGUGUCGAGAUCUCAUGAGACAACUUGACGAGCGAGAAGCAGAGCAAAAUACUCUCAAAGAGCAGCUGCGAGAUGCUCGAGCUCGGAUCCAGGAUGCGCAUCGUGACAAGCAGCGUUUGGAAAGGACGGUCAGCGAGUUGCGCUCCCGCAAUAACUCGGUGCCAGACUCGCCUGCCGACCUCUACACCCCUGUCACUGAGUUCCCAGACCUGAAGUUACCUCCCCCAAAAUCUGGACUGCGAGAGCUGAAAUUGGGCAAACCGGAAUUGCCCCGGUCAAGCAGCGUUGGGCCUUACUCUAAGCGUUCAAGCAGCCUCAACGCCCAAGCCGUCCUCGCCACUGAAAACCACGAGCCCAUCUCUAAUGAUACACUACUGCUGGAGUUGGUGAAUGCCAAGACAGCUGAGGCGGUGGCACGACAGGAGUUGGAGGAGACCAAAGGAAAGCUAGAUGCCUUGCGCAAGAUCUUGGGUGGAUCGACAUCAUCCCCUACGACGCGAGCCAGUGCGACCGAAUCACCAACGACGCCUGCUGUGCCGGCAAGUCAACCGCCAAAAGAAACUCCCAAAUCUACGCAUGCGCCGACGGCAAGCACCGGAGGAUUUUUCAGUGGAUGGGGAAAGCGAGGGAGCUAA
Fonsecaea nubica is the source of this 2658-nucleotide messenger RNA. RefSeq lists its product as hypothetical. The record is from RefSeq and is a predicted model, not a curated record. The transcript is spliced from 3 exons. The coding region runs from base 1 to 2658 and encodes 885 amino acids. NCBI's taxonomy places the organism in Eukaryota, Fungi, Ascomycota, Eurotiomycetes, Chaetothyriales, Herpotrichiellaceae.